GCUGAAAAAAAGUGGGAGUGAAAGUGGAAAAAUUCCGUUUUUCGAAAUUACACGGGGGGACAAAGGCGCGCACCUAGUGCAAACACGAGGAGGUUGCUGAUGUUCCGCGGAUACUAUGGAGCCCGAGGAACCUCUGUUGCAAGGAAUUCUCCUGUUACCACCGCAGGGCAUGCUAGGCCAACUGAAGAAAACAUGGCACAAAAGGUUCUGCCAAUUGUUCAGAACCAGCAACUAUGGGAUCAAACGCGUAGAAAUUUAUGACAACCAGGAGGAGGCUGUAUUGCAGUUGCAUAGUCCACGCAUCAUUACAUUAGAUGCGUGCAUCAAAAUUGCACCUAGUAACCAAUCACACGUGUUUACCGUAGUGACAAAAUCAGGGAUCCAUUACUUUGGAUGCUACUCUGAAUCAGAUAUGAGUUAUUGGAUUACCGCGUUUCAGUUAGUAGCUUUUAAAGACAGUGUUUCUAACCAGACUAUAGAAGAAAAUAAUGAUUUGUACUGUACCAGCGGGGAGGGAGUGUUUUCUGUGAAAGUUGCAGAGACAGAUGCAUCUAAACGAUGUGGUUUGGAAAAUAGGAAUUAUACUCUUGUAGUAGCUGCGGUUGAUAUGAAAUUAAUGGACGGAGAUAUAGUGUUAUUCACGUGGCCGUAUCGCUACAUCAGAAGAUAUGGUUACAAAGAUGGCAAGUUCAUUUUUGAAGCAGGAAGAAAAUGUGAAUCUGGUGAGGGUUCCUUUCGUCUGGAACACAGCAGUCAACAGGAAAUUUUUCGAUGCAUGUACGCGAAAAUGAGAUCAAUGAAGAAAUUAAUGAACGAAGAAGGUAUUCCGAGUAUCGAUUGCAAUGAUGCUCAGUACCACGCGGCCUUGGCUAUGGAAGCUGGUUCCAGAGCUGCGUUACCCCUUUCUCCAAAUAGUUCUGCCAAUUUAAUUGACAUUGAUUUCUCAUCUUCGCAAAAUUCUCAAAAGCAAUCGAACUCUUCGUCGAAUUUAGAUACCAGUUUAUCUACUAAACCUUCUUUGUCUCUCAUGAAAUCUAAGCCUGCAAAGCCGCCACGAAAAUAUGUUUUCACGGGCUUGUUAGACAAGAAAAAUACAGAUUCUGAAAUAUCAGACUCACCUACGUGUGCAGAGUACAAAACAUUGAAUCUAGAUAAUUCACCUGAUCUAUCACAGAAAUCGAUAGGUAGUUCGAUACUUGAUGACGACGAGAGACACCCGUACGAUCUAGUAGAAGUAAGAAAUAACGCUUGGAAAACACACGGUAUAGACAACAUACAUCACACGGAGAGACCAACUUCCUUAUUACAUAGCGACAAAGAUAAAGAAAAUGAGGACGAUUUCCAGUACGAAACAAUGAUGCCUAUUUUGUCAUCUCAGAACUCUACAAAGAGUAAGUCUAGUAUUACGGAUAAUUCAGUGGCAGAGUCGAUUAAUCACAUAUCUUGCAAAUCUAACGAGGAAUCUGAUUACGAUAAAUUAGAACACUUCGGGUCAGCGAGUAAGCUGAGUCAAAAAAGUGCGUAUAAAUUCGGAAACUUUAACAGCGCGUCGCAAAAUUCACAUUCCAAUGUUUCCUUAAAUAGUUCCGUGGUUGACACUGCAUGGUCUAAUUAUGAUAUUGUUGAAGAUAUGUCUGCUGUUAGAUUAGCAGAUGAUAGCCAUCUUGGAUAUGGUGUUAUUAGAAAGAAAACAAAUCAUUCCAAGCCUGCUCCUGCUAAUAGCACAAUGGGUCCAAAGCAUACAGUCUAUAAUAAUAGUGAAUAUGCAAUAGUAUCAAAACCAAAAUGUGUAUAAAAAAUUCUCGAAAAUUUCAACUCCGUAAAUAUAUUAACUAUAUUUAAUUUGGAGAUUCUCGUUCUUUAAAAUAAUAAUAAUAAUUCUAGUCUAUGUUAUGACUAGAAUAAGUUCAUUCCUACCUUUUUCUCGCGAACGAAAAAGUUAAAUGCUGAUAUUUUAUAAUUUCGUUAUAAACGUGUAGGAGUGAAAUGACAUUUAUUUUCUGCAAAGAUUAGGUUAACAACCACUAGUCUUAUUGAUCAUUGUCAAUUGUAUAGGAAUAAUUAUUUUAAAAA
Hylaeus volcanicus is the source of this 2073-nucleotide messenger RNA. RefSeq names its product fibroblast growth factor receptor substrate 2 (gene Dok). The coding region runs from base 116 to 1795 and encodes 559 amino acids. The transcript is spliced from 3 exons. Gene Ontology annotation, cellular component: cytoplasm. Gene Ontology annotation, biological process: cell surface receptor protein tyrosine kinase signaling pathway; positive regulation of MAPK cascade. NCBI's taxonomy places the organism in Eukaryota, Metazoa, Arthropoda, Insecta, Hymenoptera, Colletidae. The record is from RefSeq and is a predicted model, not a curated record.